UAAAGAUUACAAUUUACAUGUUGUGUGCCUAGUGGCCACGCCCCAGACGUCGCAAGACGAAAAAGGUCACCUUGUGGUAAGCAGACAAGAAUGAGUGAGAGAGACAUCACAACAUUGAAUCGCCAACUACUGAGCGCUGUAGGGAGCAAGUCACGUGAUGAGGUUGAACGUCUUGGAUCAAGGAGCUGAAGUUAAUGCGUGUAAUGAAGUUGGAUGGACUGUACUGAUGAAAGCUUGUAUGAAUGGCUCCAAGUCAUUAGUUGAGCUUUUGUUGUGUAGAGGGGCAGAUGUGAACAGAACUGGUAAAUGGGGUAGAACUGCUGUAAUGGAAGCAGCAUAUCAGGGUUAUGAUGAAAUCAUUGAAUUCUAUUUACAGCAACAGCUGAUGAUGAACAGAAGAAUGUGCUGUGAUGAUGAAGAAUCGACGUUGUCUUGCAAGAAAAGAUUUGUAGGAAACGCUAUCGCUGCUUUCUUCUGGAUCAGCUACGACGAAUUAUCAUCGGAACGAAAGAUGCUAGCAACGUACGGCUCAACGAAAUCAUGAUAAUCUCGUCCACCUCAGUAGUUAACUGCAAGUGAUGCAAGAUCGACCUCUACAGAAUCGAGCGCUGUACAAGAACAUAUUUACAGGUGUAAGUAGGACUGAUCGUUCUUGCAAGAAAGAUUCGUAGGAAACGUUAAGCUGCAUGCUUUCUUCUUGAUCUGAUCGCUACACAUGUUACUUCACAGUAUUUUCUGUGCACGUACAUCAAUCUCUAG
Molecule: messenger RNA, 759 nt
Organism: Corticium candelabrum
Lineage: Eukaryota; Metazoa; Porifera; Homoscleromorpha; Homosclerophorida; Plakinidae
Product: ankyrin repeat and SAM domain-containing protein 3-like
Exons: 6
Coding region: 158-544 (128 amino acids)
Molecular function (GO): protein binding
Source: RefSeq, a predicted model, not a curated record